AUGCAAGCGAUGCAAAUUUAUGUUGAACUUUUCUUUCCAGUCGAUAUUAUGAAUGCAAGAAGGAAGGAGAAGGAAGAAAACUUGAAUGAAUCAUGCAUAGUCAGAUGCAGUAUGACGAUGGCACAAGGAAAAUUGAUGCUGUUUCCAUAUUUAUUAGAACACUUCUUGACUUUAUCUAUUUGA
Clunio marinus is the source of this 183-nucleotide messenger RNA. NCBI's taxonomy places the organism in Eukaryota, Metazoa, Arthropoda, Insecta, Diptera, Chironomidae. The record is from the annotation of a GenBank genome assembly.